AUGCCUCCUAAAACUAAAGGUUUGCUCGAGCGGCUAAAGGCUGGCGAGACCGUCAUCUGCGCGGAGGGAUAUCUGUUCGAGUUCGAGCGACGCGGUUACCUGAAGGCCGGGGCCUACGUACCGGAAGUGGUGAUAGAACACCCAGACUUGGUGAAAGGGUUGUACCGAGAGUUUGUACAUGCCGGAAGUGACGUAGUACUGGCAUUUACGUACUAUGGGCACCGUGAGAAGCUGCGGGUUAUCGGACGGGAGGCUGACCUGGAGACCAUGAACCGGACCGCCCUGAAGCUGGCCCGGGAGGUGGCAGACGAGACCGGCACACUGAUGGCGGGAAACAUCUGUAACACCACCGUGUUCGACCCCAACAUUCCCGCCACACGCGAAGAGUGCAUUACCAUAUUUAAGGAACAGAUCGAGUGGGCUGUGGAGGAGGGGGCGAACUACAUCGUGGCGGAGACUUAUGGGAUGGUGGCUGAGGCCAUGCUGGCGCUCGAGUGCAUCAAGAAGUACGGCAAAGGUCUCCCGGCGGUUGUGUGCAUGACGUUCCACAAAGACGCAGACCGGAGUGUGGACGGACACUCCCUGCUGGACUCCAUGCGCGCGCUGGAGGAGGGUGGGGCCGCCGUGGUGGGACUCAACUGUGGACGGGGUCCCUUCACCAUGCUGCCGCUGGUGGAGAGGAUCAGGGAUGAAAUCAAGGUUCCCGUCGCUGCUCUGCCCGUGCCGUACCGUUGUGACGAGCUAAGGCCGACCAUGCAGUCUCUGGUCAACCAUAAAGGAGAGCGAGCCUUUCCUGUGGACCUGGACGCGUUCCUGUGCAGCCGCACCAUGAUCGCAGAGUUCGGGCAGCGCUGCCGGGAGCUGGGGCUGCAGUACGUGGGGCUGUGCUGUGGGAACGCCUCGCACUUCACCCGGACCCUGGCCGAGUCCCUGGGCCGAACUCCGCCCGCCAGCAAGUAUUCUCCCGACAUGAGUCAGCACUUCGCCUACGGGACCGACAAGAAGCUCCACAAUCUCAACACAGAGAAAGCUGGCGAGACCGUCAUCUGCGCGGAGGGAUAUCUGUUCGAGUUCGAGCGACGUGGUUACCUGAAGGCCGGAGCAUUCGUACCGGAAGUGGUGGUGGAACAUCCGGAGCUGGUGAAGGGGAUGUACCGGGAGUUUGUACACGCCGGAAGUGACGUAGUGUUGGCAUUCACGUACUAUGUACACCGUGAGAAGCUGCGGGUUAUCGGACGGGAGGCUGACCUGGAGACCAUGAACCGGACCGCCCUGAAGCUGGCCCGGGAGGUGGCAGACGAGACCGGCACACUGAUGGCGGGAAACAUCAGCAACACCACCUGCUACGAUCCGGACAAGCCAGAAACGCACGAACAAAGUCGUCAGAUUUUCAAGGAACAGAUAGAGUGGGCUGUGGAAGAGGGCGCAGACUUCAUUGUUGGAGAGACCUACGGAUUUCUCGGAGAAGCCAUGCUAGCCCUGGAGUGUAUCAAAGAGUACGGAAAGGGGCUUCCAGCGGUGGUGACCAUGGUGAUACACCGGGACGCAGACCAUGUGGCGGACGGGAACUCCAUAGUCGAUGCCAUGAAGGCGUUGGAGAAGGCCGGCGCUGCCGUGGUGGGGUUCAACUGCGCCCGGGGACCUUUUACUACUCUUCCACUGGUGGAGAAAGUCAAGGGACAAAUCAAGGUACCGGUCGCCGCUCUGCCUGUGCUUUACCGGACUGACGAAGAACACCCGACCAUGCAGUCCUUCACUAACUACAAAGGUUCCCGAGCCUUUCCCGUGGACCUUGACGCGUUCCUGUGCAGCCGCACCAUGAUCGCAGAGUUCGGCCAGCGCUGCCGGGAGUUGGGGCUGCAGUACGUGGGGCUGUGCUGUGGGAACGCCUCGCACUUCACCCGGACCCUGGCCGAGUCCCUGGGCCGAACUCCGCCCGCCAGCAAGUAUUCCCCCGACAUGAGUCAGCACUUCGCCUACGGGACCGACAAGAAGCUCCACAAUCUCAACACCGAAAAAGUCGUCAAGCUUUUGUAACAAACCUAACUGCUUUCUUCCAACCUGAAGAUUGAUGGUUUACUGCAAAAAAUAUUCUAUUGCACGCCAUCAAUGG
Messenger RNA from Branchiostoma belcheri (Belcher's lancelet), 2113 nucleotides. RefSeq lists its product as uncharacterized. The coding region runs from base 1 to 2037 and encodes 678 amino acids. The transcript is spliced from 13 exons. Lineage: Eukaryota; Metazoa; Chordata; Leptocardii; Amphioxiformes; Branchiostomatidae. The record is from RefSeq and is a predicted model, not a curated record.